UAAUUCUUAGAUCUUUUUUGGUUUAUUUUUAAGAUACAAUUUUUUUUGAAUGAGCUUAGUGUCCUCAUGCUGUAGCAUAGCCAUUUGGCUAUUCAUAUGUUUGCUAAUUUUAUGCUAAAAACUCAUUCCUGUUACUUUUAGUCGUCUUACUCAAAACAUAAAAAUUACUUUUUAUGUUUUGAGUAACACGAUUUAAGGUAACAGGAAGUGAGUAGAAAUGAGGAGAAUGAGAAAUGAGUGUCAAUAACAUGAGUGAGUGCCAUUAACAGGAGUAUUUUUUUUUGGCAUAAAUAUCAAUUAUUUAAACUUGCAGUUCUACCAUUUCUUUAAAAUUAAGACUUUUUUGAGAGAAAAUUAAAGGAAUUAGUGGACUUGCUUUUAAACAUACUGUGGCGGCUCUGGGUUGUGUGUGUGGCUGCCUGUAGGCAUGGUUCUGUUCUCCUGUGUGCGAGGAUGACAGGGGUGGGGCAUCUCCCUUGGGAGGAGUUAUGCAGAGAGGGUGGGCACCACUCUGGAUCUGCCAUCUGGGAGACACACAGCUGGGUUGGUGGCCUUUGGGCUGUUUGAGCUCUGUGGGGAAAGUUUUAGCUCUCCUAGUCUUGUUAAAGACUGUAAGUGAACGGCAAGCUUGUUCAAUUAAGGAGCUGUUGAGCGUUCAGCAUGAGUCUCACGGGUCUUCCUUCCUCUUCCACGCCACAAUACUUUUAAUUGUCACAUGAGCUUUGUAACCAUCUUCGGCUUAGAUACGCUGUUUGACCAGUACAUGUUUUGAAUAGUUAAAUACAUGUGUUAUUAGAUUCAGAGCUGAAAAAAGAUUUUAAAAAAGUUUAAUUUGGUAGAGUUAACAAUAAGCAAACGGCAUUCCUUGAUAUUUAUAGUGUUUGUAUUAAGAGUAAAUCUGGAAAAAUUUGGUCACAUAAUGUUUAAAUGAAGUUUAAACGACUAUGCUGUCGACACAAACGGCAUGUUAUUUUGACUACUUUAUUUUAAUGCAAAGAGCAGAGCGUCUGUGAGUUUUUUAAAGGAACUUUGGCGACAUCUAUCGUCUUUGAGAUAUAACUGCACCUUUACUUCAAGAUAACAAGGAUUAUUGGGUGUUUGAUUGUUAGACCAUAAUAAACUGUAAAUUAUUUUACCAUAACGACCACACAGAUGAUUACGUUAUCAUAACAAUUUACUAAAUAAUAUUUUGCUACAAGUUAACUUUAAGCACACAAGGUGCAUAACAGAUUUGGAUAUUGUGAAAUGCAAUACACAGAAAUAAUAAGACAUUUGGCAGAUGGAUUUUAAACAAAUAAAGGCCUUUUAAUUUAGUUGAAUGUAAGACUUUACGAAUCUGCAGGUACUCUGUCCAGGUAUAUUUGCAAAUGUACUAUUUUACAUGCACUUUAUACCAUUCAUUAAAAUACUUAUUAAUGUAAUGGUCAUUAUUUGCCUAAUUAUAUUUUUGCAGCAUAAAAAGGAGAACAUAUGUGUAGAUCAGUGGUUCAGUUUCUGACUGGUAAUGUAUUUCCAUCACAUAAACAGAGACAGACCCAAUAAAGAACUACUUACAACUUGUUCAUAAGUUUGGAGACCAAGGUAGCUUUUGUGAAAGUGUAGCAAAACUACUGUUGUUAAUGAUAAUGUUGUUUGUAAAUCACUAAGGUUAUCAGAAAAUGCACUCCAGAACUGUGAACUUCUCUGCAUGAAUUAGAUGCCUGUAGUCAAAUAUUAAUAAUAUUUUAUUAUGCCUUUCCUUCCUUAGGGUUUAACUCCACAAAUGAAUAACAGAGGCGAUAAAAGACCAGCUGGAAAUGACAGCUUUUCUACCCCACCUGGGACCCCUAAAAAAUCAAGGCCUUCUAGCCCAGAGAAAACAGGUGAAGGUACAAGUAUGUGUGCCUCAGAGACAGCAGCAAUAAAUAUUAGAAAUGCCCGGAGGAUUAUGGCAAAGAUCAAACAUAGACUCAAUGGAUAUAAAAAUGAAGACAAUCCUACUAAGAAGCUGAUUGAAUAUGUCAGGGAAGACAUCUCCAAACUGGACACCAGUAUAAAAAAGAAAACUACUGUUGGAGUUUUUGGAAAGACAGGAGCAGGAAAGAGCUCUCUGAUAAACGCAAUCCUGGGAGAAAAAGAUCUGUUACCAUCAGGAACACUUUGUGCCUGCACUUCAGUUAUCAUACAGAUCGAAGCCAACACAACAGACUCCUACUACACAGCUGAGAUUGAAUUCAUCUCAAAAGAGGAAUGGGAUGCUGAACUUGAGACUCUUCUGAAUGUCUUAUCAGAGGACGGAGAGGAGAAGGACGGUGCUUUGUUUAAUACAGCAAAUGAGAAGAUUACAGCACUGUAUGGAGAGGAUGGUGUUUUUCUGUCAGUAGAAGACCUAAAAAAAGACGAACAUUUCACAAAUAUACCAGAGUUUCUCAAAUCUAAAAUCAAAAAGAUAGUAUGUAAAAAGGCCUCAGAUCUUUCAGAUGAGAUUGGAUGUUACAUUCAGCAUGAUGACUCUCUUCCGGGAGAAUGUUACUGGCCAGUAGUGAAGACUGUGACCAUAAAGGUUCCAAACUGCAAAGAUUUUCUGGAACAUGUAGUUCUGGUGGAUCUCCCUGGAACUGGAGAUUAUAACAAGAGCAGAGAUCAGAUGUGGAGAAUGAAAUUGAGAGAUUGCUCGACAGUGUGGAUUGUAAGUGAAAUAAAUCGUGCGGCUGCUGACAGAGAUGCCUGGGAGAUUGUUUCAAGCAGCAUAACCGACAUGGCACAAGGAGGAGAGUGCAGCAGCCUCUCUUUUAUCUGCACCAAGACUGAUGACCUCAACCCACAGAAAUACAUGAAAGCCUCAAAACUGAAGGAUGAUGACUUUCAUAUCACACCAGAGGACCCUCAGUAUGGCAACAAGAAAAAAAUUGCAUGCAUAAACCACAGGAAUGGCAAAGCCAAGGAAAAGGUGAAAAAGCAGUUUCUUCAACAAGAUACAAUAAAGAAACACUUUGAUUGUGAUGACAAUUUCCUGACUGUGUUCACCGUGAGUUCUGAAGAAUUCACGAAAGAGGAUCCAAUCCUGAAUCAAGAGCAAACAGAGAUACCUGCUCUCAAGGACCUCUUGAGGAAGUACAACAUCAAUCACAUUAAUGAGACAACGCAUCACUACAUCUCUGGAGCUCUGGGAAUCCUCUCCCUAAUUCAAGGUUCCAAGGAGUUUGAUGCCAAAAUGAUUGUGGAGAGAUCCAAACUCUAUGCUACUUUGGAAAGAGAUCUUCACCAAGCACUUGGACACUUGCACAUAUAUUCUCAUGAAAUUAAAAGCUCACUGCAGGCACUUCUUGCAAAAGGAGCAAGUGAAUCAGAAGAAAAAGGUGUUGAAACAGCAGAAGAAAUCAUUAGGAGCAGUCAACACCAAACAUUGACAGCACUGUGCAAAAAUGAUGGAUUCUUUAGGGCCAAGAAAGGAGUAAUUGAUUUGAAUUCAAGCUUGGCCAGACCCAUGUUUCAGCACAUCAACAGCACAUUCAGUGAAUUCUUCCCGGUCCAGGGGAAAGUAACUGAGAAAUCACUGCAAGCUAAGAUCGAUCAGUUCACCAUCAUUACAGAGGACCUGCUCACAAAAUAUGAAAAUUCGCCAGUGCUGAGUCACGUGCUGAAAUUCCUUAAGAUUGAGGAAAUGAAACUGAAGAAAGUCCUUCAGCAGGAGAUUGUUGAGAAGAAAAAGAAAAUAUACACAUCUCUUUAUGAAUCCAUUCAAAAGAACAUGCAGCCAUGCUAUAAAGAUGCUGCUGCAAUUAAAGGACGUGGCAGCAUGAAUAAAAAGAAGGAUAUGCUCCGUGACCACAUUGAAUCAUCAAAAAGUGAAAUGUUCCAGGAAGCAAAGAGAAACAUGGUGGCACUGCUGGAUCGCACAUUGGAAUUUACUGUGGAGAAGAUAAGAACUGGACUAAUGGAAUCAAUGGAUCUCUCACUUCUUAAUGAAAACACUUUACCUUUCAUGGACAUCAGAAAAGACAUAGAAUUACUGAAGAUGUUAUCUCAAGAGUGACAUUCAUCAUCCACAGAUUUGUGAAACUUCACUGGUGCUCACAUUAGAAUGUUUGUCAGCAGCUAUUAUUGUUAUUAUUGUGAUGUUUAAAAUGUCUGAUGCUUUGGGAGUGGGGUUUGACCUUAUUAUACUGUUUUUUUUUUUUUUAUAUACUGCUUUUUUAUUAUAUACUACUUUAAUCAAAAGGUUUUUAGUGAUUUUCAACUGCUAAUUGUAACCAUUUAUUUACUAGUAUCACUGCUGCCAGAAUUUAGCUAAAUCCUAAUGUCUGUCUUUAUUUUUCCCUCACAAAAACACGUUUGAGUAGAAGUAUUUUUGUUAUUCACUGCAUUUUAUACAUAUAGCUUUGAAAUCAGGUAGUCUAAUAACUUCCAUGGCGACAUGUGUAUAAAACCAAAGACCAGACUGCUUCUACAAACACUAGUGAAAGAAUGGAUCACUCUCAGGAGUUCAGUGAAUUCAUUUAUGGUACUGUGCUCUGACUGUGAGACUGACACUGUCUACUGCUCUCAGGGAUUAUGUCACACGCAGCGCCGUGCGCAGUGCCCUAGUGCCUGUAAAUUUAAUGGUCCAAUGAAGAUAAUUUAAAAACCAGGACAUUUCCUCACUUUAAAAAAAAAACGGGAAAUACGGACGUUUGGUCACCCUACUAUAGCAGUAGAGACAUGUUCUUUAGAGUGGAGAAUCAUGCUUCUCUGUCUGCCAAUACGAAGAGUCUGAGUUUGGUGGUUGCCAAGAGAAUGGUACUUUUCUGACUGCAUUGUACUGAAUGUAAAGUUUGGUGGAGGGGGGAUUAUGGUGUGGGGUGUUUUUUUUUUAGGAGAUGGGCUUAGCCAUUUAAUUCCAGUAAAAGUAACUAUGAAUGCUUUAGUUUACCAAGAGACUUUGGGUCAUUUCACACUCCGAAAUUUGGAGGAACAGUUUGAGAAUGGACCCACCUGUUCCAACAUGACUGCACACCGGUGAACAAAGCAGGGUCCAUAAAGACAUAGCUGAGCGAGUUUGGUGUGGGAGAACUUGACUGACCUUAAGCCAAUAGAACACCUUUGGGAUAAAUUAGAUUGCGAACCAGGUCUUCUUGUCCAGCAACACUCAUACACCUUGUGGAAAGACUUCCCAAAAGUCAUUCAUGUUCAUUUACAUCUGGCAACAUAGUAUAUCUUAUUCAUGAUGUAUCGAAUGUAUGUAAUUUUAAAACUUAAUUUAUCUUACAAUGUUUACUUUCCAAUGCACUUAAAAAGUUCAAAGUAUGAUUUGGUCAAUUUACUUUGAAUGAUGAUGACAAUAAAUGAUAAAUACAUUCCUAA
Messenger RNA from Astyanax mexicanus (Mexican tetra), 5322 nucleotides. It is a transcript of the gene nuggc.1, whose product is annotated as nuclear GTPase, germinal center associated, tandem duplicate 1. Gene Ontology annotation, molecular function: GTPase activity. The record is from RefSeq and is a predicted model, not a curated record. The coding region runs from base 1763 to 4015 and encodes 750 amino acids. The transcript has 19 exons. NCBI's taxonomy places the organism in Eukaryota, Metazoa, Chordata, Actinopteri, Characiformes, Acestrorhamphidae.